This is a messenger RNA of Hyaloscypha bicolor E, 1279 nucleotides long. RefSeq names its product putative ATPase get3. The record is from RefSeq and is a predicted model, not a curated record. Gene Ontology annotation, cellular component: GET complex. NCBI's taxonomy places the organism in Eukaryota, Fungi, Ascomycota, Leotiomycetes, Helotiales, Hyaloscyphaceae. The coding region runs from base 96 to 1115 and encodes 339 amino acids. Gene Ontology annotation, molecular function: ATP hydrolysis activity; ATP binding. Gene Ontology annotation, biological process: post-translational protein targeting to endoplasmic reticulum membrane. The transcript has 2 exons.
UUUCAUCCUUCCAGUACAAUACUUUCCUCCACCAACGCCCACCUUCACCAUCUACUCUCUCUCACUGUCCCUGCUAGACCAGGUACAUCGCAAUCAUGUCCUCUGCCGUGAUCAACGCAGAUGACGCUCUCGAGCCUACCUUGCAAUCCAUUCUCGACCAAAGGUCGCUCCGGUGGAUAUUUGUAGGCGGAAAAGGUGGCGUGGGGAAGACCACAACCUCCUGCUCUCUGGCCAUCCAACUGGCCAAGGUCCGCCGUUCAGUUCUCCUGAUCUCUACCGAUCCAGCACACAACCUUUCGGACGCCUUCUCGCAGAAAUUUGGCAAGGAGGCUAGACUUGUCAAUGGUUUCACAAACUUGAGUGCAAUGGAGAUUGAUCCGAGCGGAAGCAUUCAGGAGCUUAUUGGCCAAGCUGAAGAGGGCGAAGGUCCGGCUGCUGGCAUGGGAGGCAUGAUGCAAGAUUUGGCGUUUGCAAUCCCAGGUAUCGACGAAGCCAUGUCAUUCGCAGAAGUUCUCAAGCAAGUCAAAUCCCUCUCCUACGAAACAAUCAUCUUCGACACCGCCCCCACCGGACAUACCCUCCGCUUCCUCCAGUUCCCCUCCGUCCUCGAAAAGGCUCUUGCAAAGGUCUCCCAGCUAUCUACACAAUUCGGCCCCAUGUUGAAUGGCCUGCUCGGUGCCAAUGGCCAAAUGCCUAAUGGUGCAAAUCUCCCCGAGAUGAUGGAGAAGCUGGAGGGCUUGCGAGAGACAAUCAGCGAAGUCAACACACAAUUCAAGGACGAGAACCUCACCACAUUUGUCUGCGUUUGUAUACCGGAAUUCCUCUCCCUGUACGAGACGGAACGAAUGAUUCAGGAACUGGCAGGAUACCACAUUGAUACCCACUGCAUCGUCGUCAACCAGCUGCUGUUCCCGAAGGCAGGAAGCGAGUGCGAGCAAUGCAAUGCGAGGAGAAAGAUGCAGAAGAAGUAUCUCGAGCAGAUUGAGGAGCUAUAUGACGAGUUCAACGUUGUCAAGAUGCCGUUGUUGGUUGAGGAAGUUCGAGGCAAGGAGAGGCUAGAGAUGUUCAGUGAGAUGCUGAUCCAUCCGUAUGUCCCACCUGCUGGGGGUCUAUAAUGUGUCUAGAAUAGAGCCUUUCGUGCGUCGAUACCCAAGAAUACAAAGAGCGUUGAAACGUACGAGUUUGAUUCAGUGCUUUCUGAGAAACUUCCGAAGCUCGCAAUGUUUUUGCAACAUAGGGACAAUCAGUCAAGUGGCUGAACAGCCUAGCUAUCGGCUUU